Meira miltonrushii is the source of this 738-nucleotide messenger RNA. RefSeq names its product SGNH hydrolase. The transcript has 2 exons. Bases 1 to 738 code for a protein of 245 amino acids. NCBI's taxonomy places the organism in Eukaryota, Fungi, Basidiomycota, Exobasidiomycetes, Exobasidiales, Brachybasidiaceae. The record is from RefSeq and is a predicted model, not a curated record.
AUGAGGGUGAGCAAUAAUCACAAUAGCAUAAUAUGCUUUGGAGAUAGUUUGACCCAACAAGGAUCAAGAUCUGGUGGAUUUGUGACUAGCUUGCAAGAAGCAUACAUUCGUCGUUUGGACGUGAUGAAUCGAGGUUAUAGUGGAUACACAUCGAGGCAAGGGCUAGCACUCUGUUCAUUUCUGUUCGAAAAAGAUACAAAUCCAAUCUCACAAGCUCGCUUGGCAACUGUUUGGCUGGGCACAAAUGAUGCUAUCGAGCCGGGAUAUUCACAACAUGUACCACUGGCAGAGUACAAGUCCAACAUGACAUCUAUCCUGCAAGACCAUUUCGAUUCGCUACCAGUACUACUCAUCACGCCAACUACUGUCGUGAACGGUCUAUUUGCAGGUCAUUUUGACGACAGCAAUCAUGAAAGAUAUGGACAAGCUCUACAAGAGAUUGCCAAUGAACUCAAUCCGAGUAGAAAAGAAGCCGAAAAGAUCAUCGUGAUUGAUAUGAGAAAAGCUUUCUUGCAAGCUGCUAUUGUACAAGAAGGUGGUCUUAAAGCUCUGAUGGAUGCUGAUGGAUUGCAUUUGGCUACGCCAGGAUAUAAAGUCGUCUUUGAUGCUGUAAUGGCUGCUAUUGAAACUUACUUUCCACACUUGAGCCCGGAUAAACUCAAAUUUGUCAUUCCAGAUUGGAAAGAAUUGAAUCUCAAUUUGGAUCAAGAAGGACAAAAGAAGCAACUGAUACCAUGA